UGUGGUUCAGCCGUUUACAGGCGCAGGAAGAGUCUACUGAUCUAUCAAAAUCACACAUGCAUAUCUGGGAAAUUAUUAAUGGAGUCGUUAUCAAAUGGAGCAAUGUUCCAUUUCUAUUAAACAGUGUGUUUGUUAAGCAUUAGGCGAGUCAUGCAGCCCCUCAGAGAUGUUGAGCUGGGGGCCUUCACCUUCUUCGCCUCUCCUCUUCCUCAUGAUGUGUGCGGGAGCAAUGGUCUUCCUCUCACCUCCAACUCCAUCAAGAUCCUGGGGCAUUUCCAGAUCCUCAAGACUAUCACCCAUCCCAGACUGUGCCAAUAUGUGGACAUCACCAGAGGGAAGCAUGAUAUGGCUUUGGUGCUUUAUUGCCUGUUGUGUUUCAAACGGCUAGUUAUUGUUGCUGAGCACUAUGAGAAAAGUCUGAAGGAUCUGCUGAAGCAGGGGAAACCAGUUGGGUAACCCUUUCAAGAUUUAGAGCGAGAAACAGAACACAAACUGGGGCUUCAUGCACCCAUUUUUUAAUAAGGAGGCACCGAUGGUAGUACUGACUUGUUCGGUGCCUUAGGCAUGAUAAGACAUGACUAAAAAAGCAUUAAACACUUCACAACUUAAGUUACAUUUAGUUACUUGUAUAUGCAUUAGACACAUUGAUUUUGCAGGACAGCUUUCCUUUUGGAUGGAAGAGCAUGUUCGAAUGAAUCAAAUAACUCCAUUUGUUUUCCAUGUCAUACAAGUUCGUUUGUAGUGACAUUGAGGAAAUGAUUUGGGGAAGGUGGAACUCAUUCACACAUUCACAAUUCAGCAUCGAAUAUUUUCCAAAUUUAAUUUUACAUUUCUUAAAAACUAAGUUUACUAAAACCAAAAAUAGAUAGCACAUCUAAGGCUGAAUUUAUCUGCAAAACAUAGUUGGCAUGGCAUUUGUACAUUAAGCAGUUUGUACUGAAUUAAUUGUGCAAAUGUAAUAUUUAGGGUCAGAGGUUUAGAACAAACACUGACUUGAUUGUUUGAGAAAUAUCUCUAGAAUGUUUCCUUGCAAGCACCGUAAUUACUAAAGACAAGAAAAAAAUGACUGAAACAAGAAACGCUUCCAUUUCUAACAAAAACAUCAAGUCAUUAUUUCCAAUCAGUUGUUCUUAGAAAAUCUAGCAUUAUUUCACACAACCCCCCCUGAACUUUCCAGAGGAACAUGUUUCUCAUCAUGCUGAUCUUUCCACAAGCUUUUCUAAUUUCUAAGAAAUUACUGUUUAUAAGAUGUGACUUAUAUGAAACAUGCACAGCAAGUUCAACAUCAAAACUAUUUCCAGUAAAAGGUAAAGAGGAAUACUUUAUUCUGUACACUCUGAUUAGAAUAAUUUAUAAGUAAUUUAUUUGAUCAUCCUUAUUUUAUUUGUAUUUGUAUUUUUAUUACAUAUCUAAAAUAAAAGCACUUCCAGAAUAUGGCUGUGAUGGGGAAUAUUACAAAUCCUGAAUUGUUCAUUUAUAAAUUCAAAUCUUUACUUAAUUCUAACUUGUUUAUAUUUAUUUAAUGACAUACAGGAGCUUUUAUUCAUUAAAUCUCUUGAAACUAAUACCAGAAAAACUGCUUCUGUAGUGUUGAUGACCACAGGAAUGUGAGCUGUUGGGAAAUCAACAAUUUCCUCCCUAUUUAGAGAUAUUCACAGAGUCUGUUGUGCAUUUUGGGGGUCAGACUGACCCAAUGGCUUGUUUGCAUGGACGAGCUGUUUAUCCUCAAAUUGUCUUACAUUAAAAUGCAGUUUAAUGGAGUGCCUUUUACACUCAAAAAAAUUCAUGUAGUAUCAUGCACAGAAAUGUACAGUAGUUUUAAAUUACCUAUAACUGGUGCUUUAGUACUGAUUUUACAGUUAAGUCCACUUAUUUAUACUCUUUUUUUUUUCUUUUUUUUCCUGCCAUCUGCUUUCUAAAUUAGACAUCUCAUUAUGAAUUCUAAUGUCACUUUAAUUAAUUUUAAGGGCGUUAAAUACUACCAUGUCAUUUGUAAUGCGAGAUAAACCAUUAUUCCUUAAAAUAUACCAUAUGAAUUUUAAUAAAUGUCAGUUAAAAGAUUGAGUUUUAAUUUAAAUGAAUAUGACAUCAGUCAAAAGAUUAUAUUUGAAAAAAUGUGAGAUCAGUUAAAAUAUUGAAUUUGAAUAAAUGUGAUAUCUGUUAAAAAUGUAAUUUGAAUAAAUGUGACAUCAGAUAAAAGAUUGAAUUUGAAUAAAUGUGGGAUCUGUGCACAUUUGCGAACUUUGCGCACUUUGCUAGUUUUUCAUUCUUUUUGUGACAUAAACCGGUGAGAUUCGAUACACCCUGUUCCAUAACUGUUCUGUGAGGUCAAUAUGUCAAAGAAUUCAAAAUCAUCAGGCUCUGGAGACAUUAAAAGACACUUACGUGCUCAAGCUGAUACCCCUGACG
Molecule: messenger RNA, 2409 nt
Organism: Myxocyprinus asiaticus (Chinese sucker)
Lineage: Eukaryota; Metazoa; Chordata; Actinopteri; Cypriniformes; Catostomidae
Product: TBC domain-containing protein kinase-like protein
Exons: 3
Coding region: 151-456 (101 amino acids)
Source: RefSeq, a predicted model, not a curated record